Messenger RNA from Medioppia subpectinata, 474 nucleotides. Lineage: Eukaryota; Metazoa; Arthropoda; Arachnida; Sarcoptiformes; Oppiidae. The record is from the annotation of a GenBank genome assembly.
AAGACGUGUCUUCUCAUCUCCUUCACGACGGAUUCGUUCCCCGGCGAGUACGUGCCCACAGUGUUCGACAACUACUCCUCGCUGGUCACGUGCGACGGCCAGGCGGUGUCGCUCGGGUUGUGGGACACGGCGGGACAGGAGGACUACGACCGCCUGCGCCCGCUCUCCUACCCACAGACGGACGUGUUUUUGGUCUGCUUUUCGGUCGUCUCUCCGUCUUCGUUGGAGAACGUGACGGUGAAAUGGGUGCCGGAGAUCCGCCACCACUGCGCGGACGUCCCGAUAGUGUUGAUCGGCACGAAGAGCGACUUGAGGGAAGACCGCGAGACCAUCGCCUCGCUGGCCAGUUGUGGCCAAUCGGUGGUGCGGAGGGAACAGGCGCUGAAGACGGCGCACAAGAUCAAGGCCGUGAAGUACAUGGAGUGCUCGGCGCUGACGCAGCGCGGCCUCAAACACGUGUUCGAGGAGGCCGUG